Messenger RNA from Rhopilema esculentum, 2727 nucleotides. Its product is annotated as thioredoxin reductase 2, mitochondrial. Gene Ontology annotation, cellular component: cytosol; mitochondrion. Gene Ontology annotation, molecular function: flavin adenine dinucleotide binding; thioredoxin-disulfide reductase (NADPH) activity; glutathione-disulfide reductase (NADPH) activity. The record is from RefSeq and is a predicted model, not a curated record. Gene Ontology annotation, biological process: cell redox homeostasis; glutathione metabolic process; cellular response to oxidative stress. Lineage: Eukaryota; Metazoa; Cnidaria; Scyphozoa; Rhizostomeae; Rhizostomatidae.
AACAGUGCAAUGGAGAAAACAGUACCUAACAACUAAUAGAUAUUGGAAUUACUGUUAUUUUUUUAAGAGAAAUUUUGGAACGCAACAAAAUCUGUAUGUCCAAAGCAUGGAUCAGUAGCAGGCUCUGCAUUCAUAGCACUUCUCAAGAGGUGGAAAAUAUUUGUACCAGGAAGAAAAUUUUGUGCUAACAAUGCCAGGCAUUUGUCAUCAAACUAUCUCUCGUUAUUAUGGAAGGAGCAAAAUUAUAGUAGGAAGAAGAAUCUUCUACACUAUUCGUGCAUUUUCAGGAACACACAAAUAUGACUAUGAUAUGGUUGUAGUUGGAGGAGGAUCUGGUGGCCUAGCAUGUUCAAAAGAAGCUGCACAUUUUGGGAAAAAAGUUGCUGUGUUGGAUUAUGUAGAUCCAUCUUUUCAAGGUACAACGUGGGGUCUUGGUGGAACAUGCGUUAAUGUUGGCUGUAUUCCAAAGAAGCUUAUGCACCAAGCAGCAUUGCUAGGAGAGUCUGUUAGGGAUGCAAAGAAAUAUGGUUGGAACAUUCCUGAAAAUUUUAACCACGAUUGGUCAGUCCUCUCAGAAGCUGUGCAGAAUCACGUACACUCGUUGAACUGGGGACACAGAGUGCAGCUGAAAACAAAGUCUGUUGAUUAUAUUAAUGGCAAAGGCUCCUUUCUGGAUUCUCAUACUAUAAAAGCUGUGACGAAAAAUGGUCGAGAGAAAAUAAUUUCUGGUCAAAAUAUUGUUGUUGCUGUAGGCGGAAGACCACGCUUUCCAAAUAUUCCAGGGGCUAAAGAGUAUUGUAUCUCCAGUGAUGAUUUGUUUUGGUUGAAAAAGCCACCUGGGCGCACACUCGUUGUUGGUGCAAGCUAUGUAUCUUUAGAAUGUGCAGGAUUUCUGAAUGGUUUAGGAUAUGACACCUCCAUUAUGGUACGCUCCAUACUGCUACGUGGAUUUGAUCAGCAAAUGGCUAGUUUCGUUGGCGAGCACAUGGAAAGUCAGGGAAUCAAUUUCAUAAAGAGUUCUGUCCCAAAACGCGUCGAGAGAAUGAAAGAUGGCAAACUGGAAGUGUUUUAUGAUAGCUAUGAGUGGGGGGAAGAACAUUCUGACGUCUUUGACACAGUUAUUUUAGCAGUUGGUCGUGAUCCUGUUACCAAAACCCUAGGACUCGAAAAAAUUGGGGUAGAAUUUGAGAAAUCAGGGUAUAUUGUUUGUCAUAAGGAUGAGCAGACCAGUGUUGAGAAUGUUUAUGCCAUUGGUGAUGUUAUUCAGGACAGGCCUGAGCUAACACCCGUUGCUAUAAUGGCUGGCAAAUUAUUGGCAAGAAGGCUUUUUGAUGGAUCAACUGAGUUGAUGGAUUACGAUAAGAUACCAACGACUGUUUUCACCCCUCUUGAGUACAGCACUGUGGGAUUGUCUGAAGAGAAAGCGGAUGAGGUGCAUGGUCAUGAUAAUGUUGAGGUCUAUCAUGCAUUCUACAAGCCUUUGGACUACAGUAUCCCUGAUAAAGAUGCAUCGCAAUGUUAUAUGAAGGUUGUUUGCAAGUUUGAAGGUGAUCAAGAAAUCCUUGGAAUUCAUUUCCUUGGGCCAAACGCUGGCGAGGUUAUGCAGGGGUUCGCAGUAGCUUUAAAAAAUGGCCUAACUUACAAGCAACUCUCAACAACAGUUGGGAUUCACCCAACUUCUGCUGAGGAGUUAGUCAAACUGAAUAUAUCCAAGAGGUCUGGGCUCGACCCACAUGUUACUGGUUGCUGAGGAUAGCUUAGCUCUUCCCAGGCCUUUUGUUCAAUCUGUGUAUAGCCUAAUUUGUUACCUGUGGUUGUAUGUUUACAAAUGAAAGUCGGUGGGAAAAAGUCAGUGACUGCUGACUGAAUGACUGAUAAUUAUGUCACCGAAAAUUUAGUUAGUUCAAUGACACCACGCAACUUCAACCUCCUUUUCUUUGUGAAUUUUUUACACAGAUUGUGUAGAAUUGUCACAUUACUUGUGAAAAUAUCAAAUCAGUUCUACUCAAUCAAUCCCACUUAGAAGGGGGAUGAAAAGACAACAUCUCCCAUAGCAACAUCGUUUUGAGUGCUUGGUUUUUUUCCUGGUCUGUUUUUUUUCCAAUUGUCGUAUAUUUUUAAGGAAACGCCACUGAGCUAUGUGAAAAGAAAACCCACUGUAUCAUAUUAAUUUCAAGAAAAGCUCAAAGACAUGGAAUAUAGAAGUAUAGGUUUGCCUGGGAUUUACAUUCACCCCACCCCUCUCCCGGGUUUGCACACUGAACUUAAUUGUAAAUAGCAUAUUUCUUGGCAUAUUUCAAUGGCAUAUUUCUCAUGCUCAACAAACUUAAGAUGACCACUGUAUCGUCUUGAAAGGUUGAGCUGUGUAGUGCGUAGUGCUUUCGGCUACUCUCAAUUGCUAAGACCACUUAGUGGUGUAUUUCAGCAAGGAGGAUUUACCCACAAACCUCCCCUUUACAACACCUCUGACUGUCACCCAGGUAUCGAAGAGGCUAUACUUAGAAUAAAAAGGCUGGAAGAGCUAUCAAGGCUAGUUCUUUAUUGAGUAACGAAGAACUGUGAUGUUCAUGAUGACGUCAAGGUUUAAAACUGAUUGGAGCACCUUGGCUGAUUGCGUUUCUUGCUAAAGAGCAUUAAAUUUGUAAAUGAAAUGCCAAGAGUUGUAUUCAUAAACUCCUUUGAAAUUGUCAAAUUGAUUGUAUUUUUAGUAAAAUGAGAAUAGAAUUU